UGUGUGACUGUGCAGUUGCAUGAUUGCAGUUUGCAUCGUACGAUGCCGCAGACAUUCAUAAAGAAAUGAAAUAUUGUGCAGUUGAUUUAUGCAGCUGAUAUAUAUAUAUAUAUAAUAUAUAUUAUAUAUGUGUGUGUGUGUGUGUGUGUGUUACAGAGAGAUAUAUAUGUAUACAUAUAUAGCUGCUAUAUAGCUUAUACACUGUGUGAUACGUGUACGGCUCAAACGACUGUACGUGCUGAGUGCAAAAUAAAAUUCUACUGAAAUUUGCUGCGCCGUCGCGCUUCAUCCUUCACUGGUUUGCUGUUUUUGCAAACUACAGUCCCAACAUUCGUAACUGUCGUAAGCACCUUUGAAACAGAGUAGCCUCUCGUAUAAGGGAGACUCGAUCAGUUUUAACUGUAGUAUGUGUAGAAAGCUUAGUCUCUCUGAAUUUAUGAUCAAUAAAUAAAUACCUUUCAUUUUCAUGUGUUGAGUGGCAAUCUGUAGUCUGUAGACAUUAAACCUGGCGUCUUACAAGUGUUGGUACUAUUAGUAACGGAUGAAAAGCCGAUGAAGACGCACCAUGUCUGAAAGUAAUAAUGCCAUAAAUUGAGUGAACAAGAAAGAAAGAGAGCAAGUCAUAUAGAUUGUUGCCCGACGUAGACGGACGACACAUAGCAAUCAAUUGCAGUUUACACAUAAGUUCGUAGUCGACUCUCUGCGUUUGGCAGAUAAUGCGGCCGCUGAUCGAAUUUUUUGGAAAACGACAACAAGCUGCCUCAACUGUCGACUUAAACGACGACCCAGCAUCUGCCUUUUAUUAUGCAUUUCGAAGAUUCAAUGCAAGAACGAUCGAUUUCAAGCAUGAAUAAGUCUGUUGAAAAUCUACUUCUUUCCAGUCAUGAAGUUAUUACUAGUAUUAAUUCUUCGUCGCUUUCCGGUUAUAGUUCAACUGCAAACUUGACAAAUGGGGCUUACAAUGAAUCUGCACAGGAUGUUUCUUCAGGAGGAGAAAAUGAGCGGACAAGCCCAAUUUCAAGUCCAAAUUUGUCCCCAAAACCAAGUCCUAGAUUUGGUAAAAGAAAAGAUAAAGAUAAAUCACAUAAGGACCAUAAAGAUCACAAAGACCACAAGGAUCACAUUGAUCAUAAAGAUCAUUCUAUGAAGAGUAAAGAAUCUGAUUGUACUCCAUAUUCACAAAAAGAUAUAAGCUUAACCAAGCUAAAUGAUCAACAAAUGCCGGAAAUUACAAAUCUGUCUUCUAAGUCGGAUGGAAAAUUUGAAGGAAGAAAAGACAGAGGAAGUGAUCGUAGUAGUAAGAAAAAGUCAUGGUACUCUAAUAUUCUUUAUCCUACAUACAAAUCUCGCUCUGAUGAUUUCAAAAGAAUAUUUAAAGAUGUACCAGAUGAAGAAAGACUUGUUGUUGAUUACUCUUGCGCGUUGCAACGAGAAAUAUUAGUUCAUGGGAGACUGUAUGUUUCACAAAAUUAUGUAUGUUUUUAUGCUAACAUUUUUAUGUGGGAAACACUUGUCUCUUUGCGUUGGAAAGAUGUUACUUCAAUGACUAAAGAAAAAACAGCUCUUGUAAUUCCAAAUGCUAUAUUAAUUUCUACUGCCAAUGAUAAAUUCUUUCUAACAUCUUUUGGGUCACGCGAUAAAACAUUUAUGAUGUUAUUCAAAGUUUGGCAAAAUGCUCUCAUGGGACAGUCAAUGAGUAUGACUGAAAUGUGGCAGCUCGUUCAUGAUUGUUAUGGAGAAGAACUGGGGCUAACAUCUGAUGACGAGGAUUUUGCAUCACGUCAAUUAGCAGUUGCAAGUACAGAAAAACUCUCAACGCAACUUUCUUUAGAAUCGUUUUCAGAAGCUGAUGUGAAAAUUGGAAAUCCUGUAUCAUCUGAUGCUCUAGCAGAAUCACCACUUACUCCUUCAUCACCAAUACACUCAACUACUGGUACAAGACCUGAUGGAUCAGUCGACCCUACAGAUCUUAGUGAUACUAGUGAAAGUGAAGAAGAAAAAAAUUCAUGUGGUAGGAUAAGUUUAGUCAGUACAGCGGUCUGUACAGCUUCACAUGAGGGUAGACCUCUCAUAAAAGCAACUUUACCAAUCCAUAUAGAUCAGUUAUUCACUCUUCUCUUCACAAAUUCGAAAUUUUUUCUGGACUUUCAUACAGCUAGAAAAACUACAGACUUGAUUCAACCUGCUUGGACUCAAGAUGAUGCUACGGGUCAAAAACUAAGAACAGUUUCUUUAACUGUUUCACUCACUCAAGCUGUAGGCCCAAGAUCUUCCCAAGUGACAGAAACUCAAGUGAUGCUCCCAUGCAGUACCCCAGGUCAUUUAUAUUGCAUCGAUGUUGAAACUACAAAUGCAGGGAUACCGUAUGCUGAUUCAUUUAGUGUUUUGUCGCAUUAUUGUUUAACUAGUAUUUCAGAAACUGAAACAACCUUUGAAGUGUUCGCCGAAAUCAAGUAUAAAAAGAAUGUUUGGGGUAUAGUUAAAAGCUUCAUUGAAAAAAAUUGUUGGGCUGGUAUGCAAGAAUAUUUGAAUAGUUUAAUAAAAGCUUUAGCGGUAGAAUGCGAAGAAAUUGGUGCAGGAGCUGUGGGUAUCAAACGGAAAACGAGACGGCGACGACGUGUUGCAGCCACUGGUGUUACCAUAAAAACGCAUGCUCCUGAUCAUACAGCCUUUAACCACCAAUCGCCUGUUGUAGAGCUGCCUUUAUCACGCAAUAUUACUGCUUCUGUAGAUUUACGACCUGAAAGCAGUCCUGUCGUUAGUUAUAUUCUCUUGAUUGCUGUACUGUGUUUAAUGGCUAUAAAUGGUUUACUAUACUAUAAAUUGUGGAAUAUAGACCAAGCUGCCACAUACACAGUCAUGGAUCUGCAUGUUUUAAAAAAUACACCAAAAACUGAAGAAGAUUGGAUAAGUUUACUACAACAACAAGAAAGUUUGCAUAACAUAGAAGUCAAAAAAUGGCAGAGAGUGUUACAUUCAGCAGCACAGUUACUUAGACAGACUGAAGAAUCAUUAACACAACUUCAAAUGAGUGUUCAUCCAACAACAACUGAAAAAAUGUUUUCAGUAUUAAAACCUGGAUUAAAAACACAUAAUACUCAAAACGAUCAGCAGCAUAAAUCCGAAUUAUGAAAAUAUCGUAGGUUUUAAAAAUGUACAAUAUUAAACCUGCUCAAGGCUGUGUUUGCUACUAAAUUAUCCAUCUUAUGUCAUUAAACUGUAAGAUGCAAUAAUUUGACUUAUCUGAAAAUGCAAUGAAAUUAGUUCAGUUCUGAUUAAAUUUUUUUUGUUUGGUUUUAUUAACUUUGUAGAGAUGUAUUAUCACAUUUUUGGCAGUUUUUGCAUUUUUAUAGAAUAAGAUCGAAGAUAUUGUGCUUGUUAUAAUUAUUAAAUGUUUGCUGUACUAGAACUGUAAGCUCUUGCUCAAUAUGACAUUUUAGAAUUGAGAAAAGAAGAAUGUGUAUAUAUUUUUUCUGAAUGAAAAAUCAAGUGAUAAUACAAGUGUAACCUCAUACAUGUUGCAUUAUUUUUUUCUGUUCAGAAUGAAAAAUAAUCACGAAACGAUUGUAAAAAUUAAUUUAAAAAUAUCGCACAUAAUUUAAGUUAUAGAACUUUGUGAAUAUUUACUUUUUAAGUAGUUUGUAUUGAUUGUUAAAAUUAUUGUGUACAUUUAUGAUGUAGUAAAUGCUAUAAAUCA
Trichogramma pretiosum is the source of this 3697-nucleotide messenger RNA. RefSeq names its product GRAM domain-containing protein 1B-like. Gene Ontology annotation, biological process: intracellular sterol transport. Bases 805 to 3132 code for a protein of 775 amino acids. The record is from RefSeq and is a predicted model, not a curated record. Gene Ontology annotation, cellular component: endoplasmic reticulum membrane; endoplasmic reticulum-plasma membrane contact site; plasma membrane. The transcript has 13 exons. Gene Ontology annotation, molecular function: sterol binding; sterol transfer activity. Lineage: Eukaryota; Metazoa; Arthropoda; Insecta; Hymenoptera; Trichogrammatidae.